This is a messenger RNA of Myxozyma melibiosi, 465 nucleotides long. RefSeq names its product mitochondria fission 1 protein. The transcript has 5 exons. Gene Ontology annotation, molecular function: protein binding. Gene Ontology annotation, cellular component: peroxisomal membrane; mitochondrial outer membrane. Gene Ontology annotation, biological process: mitochondrial fission; autophagy of mitochondrion; peroxisome fission. Bases 1 to 465 code for a protein of 154 amino acids. The record is from RefSeq and is a predicted model, not a curated record. Lineage: Eukaryota; Fungi; Ascomycota; Lipomycetes; Lipomycetales; Lipomycetaceae.
AUGCCUUCUGAUCUACCAUAUGCCGCGGAUGCGGAGGUUUCUCUAAGCCGCGACGAGCUAAAUGUUCUGAGGACUCAGUAUGUCAAAGAAGAGCCAUUUGUCACUAUCCAAACAAAAUUCAACUACGCCUGGGGCCUUGUGAAGAGCAACAGGCGUGAAGAACAGGCUUUGGGAGUACGACUCCUGACGGAAAUAUUCCGCGACGCACCGGAACGACGAAGAGAGUGCUUGUAUUAUCUCGCUCUAGGGAACUUCAAGCUCGGUAAUCAUGUUGAGGCAAAGAGAUACAACGACCUACUACUUGAUCGCGAGCCGAAUAACAUGCAAGCACGAAGCCUGAACAAGCUCAUUGAUGAUAAAGUGGCAAAAGACGGUCUUGUCGGAUUGGCGAUCAUUGGUGGCGCUGUCGCAGUCGGUAGUGUUCUUGUUGGAUCGCUUCUUAGAGGUUCGGCGAGAAGGCGGUGA